UAUUCAGUUCACGGGCAGACGUGGUCAGCGCGAUACCUAUAUGUAUAAACAAGCGGUGAAAUCGGCUCUUACUUCAGCAGUAUAAAUUUACACGGAAGUGGAUUUGUACGAUUUUCAAACACGCAUCAUAGAGGAUUUUCAUAAUGUUUUGUUACUGCAGUGUAGCGAUCGUUGCCAUUCUCUACAUUUUAUUCGAUGUCAAUUACUUUUUGAGAAUCGCCUUCACGCUCGCCUGGGGAAGACUCUUUCAGAAGAGAAAGAAAAUUUUUGAAGAAACUACCAUCCAUGGCAUAUGCACCACCCAGGAUGUGGACCUAUUUUUCAGGAACAUGAACAUCGCGAGGUAUGUCAGGGAAUUGGACUUCGCCAGAUUCCAUUACUACGAUAGGUCAGGAAUCUUCGGAGCUAUCAGCUCAAAGGGCGGCAGUGUCGUGCAGAGUGCUUCUUCCGUACGAUACAGAAAAGCCCUUGGAAUAUUUACACCAUAUAAAGUUACUACCAAGCUGAUAUAUUGGGAUGAAAAAAACUUCUACCUGGAACAGCAGCUGAUCAGUUUGCCAGACAAUUUCGUCCGUACAGUUGUCUUGAGCAAACAGAGUGUAACUGGGAUCAAGAUUCCGAUAUCGGAGAUCAUCGCCAAAGUAGAGCCGGAAGCCCGAAGGCCCGAACUAUCCAAAGAGUUGAGGCUUUGGCUUGAAUCGAUGGAGGAAUCUUCUCAAAGACUGAAGAAACAAAAGUAACGAGCUUGGAAGGAUGUGCCCUUCCAAACUAUCAAGUUAAUCAUAUCUUGCCAAUAACUGUGUUAUUUUCCUUAUGAGACAUACGAUUUGUGAAUAAUUUCUCAAUGUGGUGGUAUAUUGUUACAGUGGGUGAGAUCUUCAAAUUGGAUACCGGUUUGUUUUUUGUUACCUAUUAUCUAGUGAUUCACUGUUUGUCGGUACUAGUUAUAAAUCACCAUUAAUUAAAAAAGUACAUCACAA
Messenger RNA from Athalia rosae (coleseed sawfly), 980 nucleotides. RefSeq names its product protein THEM6-like. The transcript is spliced from 3 exons. NCBI's taxonomy places the organism in Eukaryota, Metazoa, Arthropoda, Insecta, Hymenoptera, Athaliidae. The record is from RefSeq and is a predicted model, not a curated record. The coding region runs from base 144 to 740 and encodes 198 amino acids.